UCCAACCUCGCCUUUUCACUUUCUUUCAAGUCCGCUCUACAUUCUCCACCAUGGCAGACAUUUUAACGCAACUCCAAACUUGUCUCGACCAACUCGCAACCCAAUUUUACGCCACAGUAGGCUACCUCGUAACCUAUCACGAUAAUUCACCCGCGAUCCCACCCCAAAAUGAGCCCACUGCCGCGCCCGCCCUCGCCAAAAUCACCAAGAACUCGACCGCGCCGCCCGCCCCCGCCGGCGUGCCUGCUGCCUCCCAAGCAUCCCCACAACAACAAGCAGCCCAAAUUCCAGGCCAACAGCAGCAAGGAGGCGGUGAUGCAGGUCAGACUCCCGGAGCUGGAGGAGGAGGAGCUGGGGGGACGCCCGCCGAUCCGAAUCUACCGCCUGCGCCAGAUUCACCGCGGACGUUUGCGAGCCGGCAGCGCGAGUUGGCGAGGGAUCUGGUGAUUAAGGAGCAGCAGAUUGAGUAUCUGAUCUCGGUACUUCCCGGAAUUGACUCGUCGGAGGCGGAACAAGAGAGGAAGAUUAAGGAGUUGGAAAAGGAGCUGAGGAGUGCUGAGGAGGACAGGGAACAGAGAGUUCGGGAGUUGAGGAAGUUGCGAAAGAAGCUGGAGAAUGUCUUGGGAGCCGUUGAGGUGGGAAUUUAUGGAGAUCGCGGAGUCGUGGCAUCUAGGAGGUGAUUGUAUAGUUUUCCUACAGUGGAGCGUGUGUUUUAUUUGGUCUCCGUCCCGAUUUUAUAGAUAUGGAGUUGUCAUCCCAUAGAUGUUUAAUGUUACCUACGAAGCAUCGGAAUAACUAAUCGUGAACCACCCCAGAAACUGUUGAGUAUAGGUAGGUCUUGAGUAGUACCUGUUUUGUCUCUCAUCCACACUGCGGCCAUGAGGAUCAUGAUAAAAGCUUCAACCUUGAAACGCAUCCUCUGCUCAUAUCUUCCUCAAGCAUUUCAUCUGUGCCAUGAUUCGAC
Aspergillus caelatus is the source of this 964-nucleotide messenger RNA. Its product is annotated as med21 domain-containing protein. Gene Ontology annotation, cellular component: mediator complex. The record is from RefSeq and is a predicted model, not a curated record. Gene Ontology annotation, molecular function: transcription coregulator activity. The coding region runs from base 51 to 680 and encodes 209 amino acids. Gene Ontology annotation, biological process: regulation of transcription by RNA polymerase II. NCBI's taxonomy places the organism in Eukaryota, Fungi, Ascomycota, Eurotiomycetes, Eurotiales, Aspergillaceae. The transcript has 3 exons.